Messenger RNA from Exophiala spinifera, 780 nucleotides. RefSeq lists its product as uncharacterized. Bases 1 to 780 code for a protein of 259 amino acids. The record is from RefSeq and is a predicted model, not a curated record. NCBI's taxonomy places the organism in Eukaryota, Fungi, Ascomycota, Eurotiomycetes, Chaetothyriales, Herpotrichiellaceae. The transcript has a single exon.
AUGACAAAGCCCGUCAUUCUCCUCGUACCCGGCGCCUGGCAUGAGCCUUCUUGCUUCUCCCCUCUGGCAAGCUAUCUGGUUAACCAUGGCUAUACAGUUGAAGGCAUAUCUCUGCCGUCAGUCGACUCAUCUCCACCACAACCCAACUUUGAUGGAGAUGUCGCCGCAGUCGCAUCAACCAUUAGAAAACAUGCCGACCAAGGUUCGGAAAUCGUGGUGUUCUUCCACUCCUAUGGCGGUAUUCCAGGCAGCUCUGCUUGUCGGGGCCUCUUGAAGAGCGAUCGUGAGGCCCGUGGCAAAGCGGGCGGGGUUACGCACCUCAUCUUCUGCUCUGCACAUGCCGUUGACGAAGGCGUGUCCGUCAUGGACAAUCUCGGCGGUGAACCUUUGCCGUGGUUCAAUCUCUCCGAGGAUGGCAUGACAUCUGUACUUGAGGGUCGAGUGCCUGCGGAGUUGUUUUACAACGACAUUGACGACGAAAAAGUCCUCGCUGAGCUGCUGGGGAAGCUCAAGCCCCAGAGCUACGGCGCCUUCUGGAGCAAGAGCACGUAUGCCGCCUGGCAGGAUGUGGAUAGCACCUAUGUGCAUUGCGAGAGGGAUAAUGCGAUUCCUGUGGCGUUUCAGAGACAGAUGGUUGCGAACGUGAGGCGGGCGGUGCAAGAGAGAGGUGCCGGUGGGAGGAUGCACGACGUUACGUUGGACGCAAGCCAUAGUGCGUUUGUUAGCCGGCCAGAAGAAGUAGGAAUGAUUGUGAGGAGGGCUGCAGGUGAGAAGGUGUAG